Messenger RNA from Seminavis robusta, 1764 nucleotides. NCBI's taxonomy places the organism in Eukaryota, Bacillariophyta, Bacillariophyceae, Naviculales, Naviculaceae. The record is from the annotation of a GenBank genome assembly.
AUGGAUCCGUGUGGCAUCUCGUAUGGCUCUUGUGACUAUGGGGGCAUGCUGCAAGAGAUCCAAGAGUGCGGGAGCUUGUCCAUGUCGACAUCAGACGACGAGGAAGGUGGCCGUGGUCGAUGUCCCGACUUUCGGCAAUCGUGGCGUCGCAAAUCCUCCAAAAGAAUAUUAUUGCUGGCCAACAACAACAACAACAACAACAACAACAACAACCAGCGUCCCCAACGCAAGUCUGCCAAGGAACACUGGGCCAUGCUGCGAGAGUACGUCCAAUCGGGAGCGUUCUUUCUCGAUCGGGACUACGACGAGCGAACCUCUUCUGUUUUUUCGAGUCAGGAUAUGCGCCGUCCUUCCAUGUACCAUCAAAGGCACGCUUCUCUGGCGCGUCGGUUCCAAGCAAAAAUCAGAGGUGGGGUGGAAUGGACGUGCGGACAGUGCAUCUGCGCCAUUGGCUUGUAUUUGGGAACGGCAAUCCUGUGUUUCAACUUUCUCAUCCCCGAGACGCGGCAUGAGUGGACCAUUAUUGAUAGCAUGUACUUUGCCGUGGCAACUUUCACUACCAUUGGUUUUGGAGAUCUGACGCCACCCGAUACCCAUUUGGCAAGAUUCUUGACUUGCAUAUUUGCGCUAUCCGGUGUGGCUAGUUUGGGGUUGGCAGUGGGGGUGUUGGGACACCAUUUGGUGGAACUAGAAACCAAGGCCAUGCACUACUGUGAGAGAGAUGUUAUGACUCUCUUUGCAUCGGUUCAUAUUGAGGAUGACACACCGCCAAAUACACAACAAGAGCAAUUCAAAGCAAAACCUGCCAACCCACACUGGAAACGACUAUGGAAUCGAAUGGGUUGUCGAUGGCUUUCACGACAAUAUCAAACUGUAGCAGGUUUUCUCCAUCCUACGCCGUAUAAUUCCUUUGCGAAUGCUCCCUGUAAGACGGAAGCCUGCAAACGUCGAAAGGCAAAAUAUGAGAAACAUUUCAACCAACAACACGCUUCACAACGCGUCCCCCAUCACAUCAAUGUGAAAUUCUCAGUUUUUCUAGCCCUGAUACUGGCAUUGAGCUACUGGAUUGGACAUGAUGCUGGCUGGGACUUUUGGCAGACGCUCUAUUUUGCCAUUACAACUUCCUGUACCAUUGGCUACGGCGACAAGGUCCCCACCAGCCAAAUUGGGCGUCUCUGUGUUGUUGCAUUUAUCCCCUUUGCUGUUGGAGCCAUGGGAUACUUCUUGCAGCAGCUGGCAGAAAUGAUUGUCCAAACCAAACAUCAACGUCACAUGGGGGUGCUUUUUGGCACCAAUAUGGAUGCAACAAAUUGCCGACAGCAGCAGCGAGAGCUCACAGUGAUGGAUUUGGAAGCCAUGGAUUCGGAUGGAGAUGGCAAUGUUGACUGGUGUGAAUUUCUAGAAUUCAUGUUGGUGGCAAUGAAGAAGGUUGACGAAGAUUUGCUCUGGGAACUACGGUAUCAGUUUGAUAGCUUGGAUGUGGACGAUACAGGGGUCUUGUCCAAGCAAAACUUGAUUUGCCUUGCCCGACGAAAGCUGCAGCAAUCCACCCACAAGUUGCACCUGCAGCAAUACAAACAGUACUUACUGAAGAAAACCAACAGCUCUUCCCUCAGACAAGAGGACAAAAAAGACAGUGCCGGUGAAGCCUUUGUCAACAUGUCCAAGAAGAAGAAAAAUUCAAUGUAUAUGUCAGAAACUUCCAGAUCCGUGACCUUUGCAGAGUUUCCAUCCAGAUAUCCAACGGCUGAAAGUUUACGCUGA